This is a messenger RNA of Trichechus manatus latirostris (Florida manatee), 4015 nucleotides long. It is a transcript of the gene CDH13, whose product is annotated as cadherin 13. Gene Ontology annotation, molecular function: calcium ion binding; cadherin binding. Gene Ontology annotation, cellular component: plasma membrane; adherens junction; catenin complex. Gene Ontology annotation, biological process: adherens junction organization; homophilic cell-cell adhesion; cell-cell adhesion mediated by cadherin. Bases 300 to 2441 code for a protein of 713 amino acids. The transcript is spliced from 14 exons. Lineage: Eukaryota; Metazoa; Chordata; Mammalia; Sirenia; Trichechidae. The record is from RefSeq and is a predicted model, not a curated record.
AACAGUCCAAAAAGGCAAAUGGGCUUCCUCCUCCUAGGGGCUCGCUCUGCGCGAGGUGCUAGCCCCGUAUCUGCCAUGCAAAACGAGGGAGCUUUAUGAAGGAAUCCGUCUUGUAAAGCCAUUGGUCCUGGUCAUCAGCCUCUACCCAAUGCUUUCGUGAUGCUGCCACUGAUCUAUUUGGGAAGUUGGCUGGCUGGCGAGGCAGAGCCUCUCCUCAAAGCCUGGCUCCCACGGAAAAUAUGCUCAGUGCAGCCGCGAGUGUGAAUGAAAACGCCGCCGGGCUCUUCUAGUCGGGCAAAAUGCAGCUGGAAACUCCGUUCGUUCUGUGCGUUCUUCUGUCCCAGGUGCUGCUGCUAACAUCUGCAGAAGAUUUGGAUUGCACUCCUGGAUUUCAGCAGAAAGUGUUUCAUAUCGAACAGCCAGCUGAAUUCAUCAAGGACCAGUCGAUUCUAAACUUGACCUUCAGUGAUUGUAAGGGGAAUGACAAGCUGCGCUAUGAGAUCUCAAGCCCAUACUUCAAGGUGAACAGCGACGGCAGCUUAGUCUCCCGAAGAAAUGUAACUGCAGUGGGAAGGACUCUGUUCAUCCACGCACGGACGCCCCAUGCGGAAGACAUGGCAGAACUUGUAAUCAUUGGGGGGAGAGACAUCCAGGGCUCCCUGCAGGAUAUAUUUAAAUUUGCAAGAACUUCUCCAGUCCCAAGACAAAAGAGGUCCAUUGUGGUAUCUCCGAUUUUAAUUCCAGAGAACCAGAGACAACCUUUCCCAAGAGUUGUUGGCAAGGUAGUCGAUAGUGACAGACCAGAAGGUUCCAAGUUCCGGCUCACUGGGAAGGGAGUGGAUCAAGACCCUAAAGGAAUUUUCAGGAUCAAUGAGAACACUGGCAGCGUCUCAGUGACACAGACCCUGAACCGGGAAAUGAUUGCUACUUAUCAACUAUUUGUGGAGACUACUGAUGUCAGUGGCAGAACUCUCGAGGGGCCGGUCCCUCUGGAAGUCAUCGUGAUUGAUCAGAAUGACAACAGGCCAAUCUUUCGGGAAGGCCCCUACAUCGGCCACGUCAUGGAAGGGUCACCUACAGGGACCACGGUGAUGCGGAUGACAGCCUUUGACGCAGAUGACCCUGCCACUGACAAUGCCCUCCUGCGGUAUAAUAUCCGUCAGCAGACGCCUGACAAGCCGUCACCCAACAUGUUCUACAUCGAUCCUGAGAAAGGAGACAUUGUCACCGUUGUGUCACCUGCGCUGCUGGACCGGGAGACGCUGGAAAAUCCCAAGUAUGAACUGAUCAUCGAGGCCCAAGAUAUGGCGGGACUGGAUGUUGGAUUAACAGGCACUGCGACUGCUACCAUCAUGAUUGAUGACAAAAACGAUCAGUCUCCGAAAUUCACCAAGAAAGAGUUUCAAGCCACAGUUGAGGAAGGAGCCGUGGGCGUGAUUGUCAAUCUAACAGUCGAAGACAAGGAUGAUCCCACCACAGGUGCAUGGCGGGCUGCCUAUACCAUCAUCAAUGGAAACCCCGGGCAGAGCUUCGAAAUCCACACCAACCCUCAAACCAACGAAGGGAUGCUUUCUGUCAUCAAGCCUCUGGAUUAUGAAAUUUCUGCAUUUCACACCCUGCUGAUCAAAGUAGAGAAUGAGGAUCCACUGGUCCCUGAUGUCUCCUAUGGCCCCAGCUCCACGGCGACUGUCCACAUCACCGUCCUGGAUGUCAACGAGGGCCCCGUGUUCUACCCAGACCCCAUGAUGGUGACCAGGCAGGAGAACAUCUCCGUGGGCAGCGUGCUGCUGACGAUGAACGCCACAGACCCCGACUCCCUGCAGCGUCAGACCAUCAGGUAUUCUGUCUACAAGGACCCAGCAGGCUGGCUGAAUAUCAACCCCAUCAAUGGGACCGUGGACACCAUGGCCGUGUUGGACCGUGAGUCCCCAUUCGUCCACAACAGUGUGUACACUGCCCUCUUCCUGGCCAUCGACAGUGGCAACCCUCCUGCUACAGGGACUGGGACUUUGCUGAUAACUCUGGAAGACGUAAACGACAAUGCUCCCUUCAUCUACCCCACAGUGGCUGAAGUCUGUGAUGAUGCCAAAAACCUCAGUGUUGUCAUUUUAGGAGCAUCAGAUAAGGAUCUUCACCCAAACACAGAUCCUUUCAAAUUUGAAAUCCAUAAACAGGCUGUCCCUGAUAAAGUCUGGAAGAUCUCCAAGAUCAACAAUACGCACGCCCUGGUAAGCCUUCUUCAAAAUCUGAACAAAGCCAACUACAACCUGCCAGUCAUGGUGACAGAUUCAGGGAAGCCCCCCAUGACGAACAUCACAGACCUCAGGGUGCAAGUGUGUUCUUGCAAGAACUCCAAAGUGGACUGCAACAUGGCAGGGGCCCUGCGCACCAGCGUGACCUCCAUCCUGCUCAUCUCUCUCUUCAGUUUAGCACGUCUGUGAGAACUCCUGACAUCUGCAGCUUUACUACCAAGUUUCCAUAGCAACAGGAAAAAAAGGGGGGAAAAAACCCACAUCUGAAGAUUGCCAUUUAUAGUGAUCGAACUUCACAAACAGGCCUCGAUGGUCUCAGUCUCGUUUUCUUUGCAACUUCACAUAGUCUGUACCUCGCCACUUUUGACAGCAUCUUCCUCUCUCCCUUCAUUGAUGGAAUCCUCUGAAUUUUCCCCGAAUGUUUAAAGAUCACGACACAGAACUUGACCUUCUGGGAAGCAGGAACAGCGACAACUUUCUCUGAUGUGUUGACAUGUUGCUAAAUCAGUGCUUCACACACGCAGCUCUGUCUGUGGGUUAGUAUUUGUAUACGUAUGAGUAUCUGUUGUGUAUAGACAUAGUAUUUAUAUGGGGAGGCGACACAGGAGGAGUCUGGUUUGAGAUGCCAUUCUUUCUUGAGAGGUCAAAGAAGGGAUAGAAGCUAAGACAGCUGAACCCUCGGAGGCCUCAGCAUCAAACUCAGCCCUAGCACAGCCCACACAGCUGCCUCUUCCCCUGAUGUCCCUUCCACGCCCCAUUCAGCCUCAUCACUGCCAUGACCAGCCAGGUUGGUCCCCAGAGAGGGGAGCAGAGAAAGGAAGCUGCUUUCUUUUUAGUACAGGGAACUUGAUGACUAAUUCACUGCCACUGAAUGUCACGGUCCUGAGCGGAGGUGGGAGAGAAGCAGAGCAUGCAAUGUUACCCCCAAAUGCCAAAAAAAAGGGCUGACAUAUUCCUUCCUGGGCAUCAACUUGCAUUUGGAGACAUCCUGAACCCACAAGUUAUAACCCACUGGUUAUUACGGGAGCACCAAUCCUGGUCAGUCUGUGUACAACUGCAAAUGUCAUCAGAGAAGUCACAUGUACACAGGAAGAGGCCAACAGGUACCAUCCUGUAUACGUGUACAGACCCACAUGUAUAGACAUACGUUUAUGCACAUACACAGUUUGUUUCCUAUAUACAUGCAUAAAAUAGAGUAAAUACAGGUAGUUUAAAAAAAAAGUAACUUUUUGUGUGAAUCAACUACCGUUGUUUGCAAAGCUGAAAAUAAAAGAUGUUCAUUAUGUAUGAAAAGUAAUUGAUUUUUAUUCCGUGAGCAUGUCAAAGUAAGAGGAAAGUUAGUGCUUGUACUAAGAUUAUCUUCUUGUGGAUAAACUGUAAAUGAAACCAUCAAAGCUCACACCAAAUUUUUCUAUCAAAUAAAACUAGUGAGAGCCUGUAGCUUUUUAUUAGAGCUUGCCACGAACUAGGGUAAGGUAAGUGUCUUAGCAUAUUUUAAUGCGGUUGCUUACUAAGGGUCUUAACCACACGCACACAUGCAUACACACGCACACGCUUUCUUAUGCAAUCUAUGUUUGCACCUGUGCUUUUUAGUUAGCCUUUUAUAGGAAGUAAAAGUCAUAUGUUGUCUUUACUGUAGUGAAAUUAUGCAGCUAGAGUUCCUUAUAUUGUAUUUGUUUCAAUAGUAAAUCUUUUUGGAAGCAUAUAGAAUGCAGAGAAUUUUUUUUUCCAUUAAAAUAAAUGGGUAUUGGUGGUUAAAACUG